Messenger RNA from Daphnia carinata, 2799 nucleotides. RefSeq names its product GPI ethanolamine phosphate transferase 3-like (gene PIG-O). The record is from RefSeq and is a predicted model, not a curated record. NCBI's taxonomy places the organism in Eukaryota, Metazoa, Arthropoda, Branchiopoda, Diplostraca, Daphniidae. Gene Ontology annotation, molecular function: mannose-ethanolamine phosphotransferase activity. Gene Ontology annotation, cellular component: endoplasmic reticulum membrane. The transcript has 4 exons. Gene Ontology annotation, biological process: GPI anchor biosynthetic process. Bases 56 to 2773 code for a protein of 905 amino acids.
GAAAUGGUUUGGCCGCAAAACUAAAAAGUUUUGUUGUUAAAAACUGAAAUCUGAAAUGAAAAAAAGAUAUACGGUGUUUUUCGCCUGGCUGUUUUUGUUGUACUCCAAUGGUGUUUUGCACUUUCUUCAAGGUUUCUUGCUAAUCCGUCGUGAAGUUCAUCUGAAGUCUACAGCGUUCGACGGUGUUUCUUGUUGUUUGGAUCCCAAGUACAGGCAAGUAAUAAUUCUACUUAUCGAUGCCCUCCGAUAUGAUUUCCUCGCCUACAAUGAUUCCACAAGUGAUGGAGCCAUCUACCAAAAUAAUCUUCCUGUUGUGCACAAGUUGUUGAAAGAUGACCAUGGUGUUCUAUAUCAGUUUGUCGCAGAUCCUCCAACUUCUACAAUGCAACGUCUGAAGGGUAUAACUACAGGCAGUUUACCAACUUUCAUUGAUGUUGGAAGCAAUUUUGCAAGUGAUGAACUCAUUGAAGACAAUCUUCUGAGCCAAAUAACUUCAUCUGGCUUGAAUGUGACAUUCAUGGGUGAUGACACUUGGAUGGGAUUGUUUCCCAACUCUUUCCAUCGAUCCUAUCCAUUCCCAUCAUUUGAUGUGUGGGACAUUAAUACCGUCGAUCGGGGAGUGGAAGGACAUUUGGUAUCGGAAAUCUUGAAACCAGAUUGGAAUUUGCUGAUCGCUCACUGCUUAGGGGUCGAUCAUACAGGUCAUCGUUACGGGCCCGAACAUCCUGUCAUGCCCCGAAAAUUAAAAGAGAUGAACUCUUUAAUUGAAAAAAUUGUACGCAACAUGAAUUCUCAAACGCUGCUACUAGUCAUGGGUGAUCAUGGGAUGACAAGAACUGGUGAUCAUGGUGGUGACAGCCCAGACGAAAUCAACGCUGGUUUAUUUGCCUACAGUCCUGGAUGGAAUAUAAAAUUCAAUGAUUCGAAGACGCAAGUUGUCAGCCAAGUAGACCUUGUACCAACCUUGUCUAUAUUGCUGGGCAUACCAAUACCUUAUUCAAAUCUAGGUUCAGUGAUACUAGACUUCGUUUUCCCCGAGCAACUUUUGCAAGAAAUCCACACCAGUGAAAAAGAUAAUUUAGCGAUUGCGUUAUCAUACUUCUCCGAUGCCCUGUACAUAAACGCCAAACAAAUUUGGCGUUAUUUGGAAACAUAUAGGCGUGAAUCGCCUUUCCCAGAGGCAGAAUACCAACAACUAAGCAGCAAGUUCACACAUGUCUCCGAUCUCUUCAAAGGACAAAAAAUUGAAGGAUGUUUCCAAAAUUGUUCAUCUGAUUCAAGUUGUUGCCCCAACCAUGAAAAGCUUAAAGAAUUCAUAACGACGGCACAGACUUUCCUCUCAGAAGCUAAAGAAAUCUGUCGUUCAAUGUGGGCUCGUUUCGACGUAAUCUCCAUCAUUGUUGGAUUGGCAAUUUUUACUUCUUCUUUGCUGUUGAAUGCAACUAUGCUCAUCGACUGCGAAUCGACUUCCAUGAAGCCUGUCAGUUACAUUGGCGUUGCCGGGGCGUUCUUUUCCCUUUUACUUCAACGAUUGCACAUCAUGGUGAUUCUUGGCUUGAGCUUAGCACCAGUUUUGAUAUAUUUGACUAUGGCAAUGCGUGUUAUGCGAUUUAAGGGAUUCCACUUGAUUUCCCUAGUUCCAUUUUUCCUUGCUGUUUCUUAUACCUCAAAUAGUUUUGUUGUUGAGGAACCAUACGUAGUUCACUUCCUAGCACAAACACUGAUCUGGCUACCCCUUUUCUUCAAGCGUAAAACGGGCCAGCUUAUAAUCAGAAGUGGAUUGAGCUUGUCUGUACGAUUGGGGUUGGCUUUCUUUCGUUGCCGGGAAGAGCAGUUCCCUGUUUGUGAAGCACACAGCCUCCAUCGUAGUCUUACCAGUCUUUCAGGAUCCAACUGGAUGCUGUAUCAAAGAAUGUCCCUGGCUUUCGUAUCUUGCAUUGUUCUUUAUUUACUUCUUACCCGAUACCUUCAAGUCGAUCAGAAAAUCGGAUAUCUGUUUGCCAUCGUCUGGUGCCAUUGGAUUGUGCAAAGCGCCUGUUUCCUUUUGGGUGGCGACACAGCUGCAUUAACUUUUCUGCCAAAAGUAUUCUAUUCUGUCUUUGUCUUAAAACUAGCCCGUGAUAUCUAUCAGUUUGUAAUCGAUAAUGAGCACGCCAAGGUAUCUAAUUACCGCAGAAAAACAUCGGACAUGGUGAUCCUACUGUCAACCCUUGCCGUUCUUUUAGCUGGCGACGGCCUGGCGCCAGGUAUUAUAUUAACACUUGUCAGUAUCGUGCUGUUUUCGCAACUCUUCGCUGAGGCCAGCAGCAGCGAAGAGAUGUGGCCUCUCUACGGAAUUUUAUCCUUGCAUGGUUUCUUCGCCAGUGGGCACCACACUAGCCUAGCCAGCAUUCCGUGGGAAUCAGCUUUUGUAGGCUUCUCACACGCCAACAGCCAAGGCGGUUUAGCUAACGUGUUGCCAACGUUCUUCGUUAGUUACAGCACAGCCUUCUCAAUGCUUUUGCAUGCCAUGGCUGUACCCAUCGCGGCCCUGUCAACAACUACGGUCCGAAAGAACAAGGAGUCGCGGAUGCGUUUAGCGAAUGGAUGGCUCUACAUCCUCUUCUUUCAUGCUGUGCGCUUGUUUGGUUGCAUGGGCGCUGCGGCCCUGCAUCGCCGACAUCUGAUGGUUUGGAAAAUAUUCGCUCCUCGGCUUCUCUACGAGCUACUUUUCGCCGUUUGCUCUUCGAUAGGAAUCAUAGCAUCUUUAUUCCUUUUUCAGGCAACGAUGUAAAUAUAUUUCAUUCUCGUCUUACCCAA